Brienomyrus brachyistius is the source of this 6219-nucleotide messenger RNA. RefSeq names its product death-associated protein kinase 1-like. Gene Ontology annotation, molecular function: protein binding; protein serine/threonine kinase activity; ATP binding. The transcript has 26 exons. Gene Ontology annotation, biological process: positive regulation of apoptotic process; protein phosphorylation; intracellular signal transduction. The record is from RefSeq and is a predicted model, not a curated record. The coding region runs from base 438 to 4736 and encodes 1432 amino acids. NCBI's taxonomy places the organism in Eukaryota, Metazoa, Chordata, Actinopteri, Osteoglossiformes, Mormyridae. Gene Ontology annotation, cellular component: cytoplasm; nucleus.
UUUUUGUGAAAUGAGGGAAAAGGCCAGACUGAUUUAAUCACCUGUAUAGGUUUUCAUUUUUAAAAGAAAAAAAAUGUAUGUUGUAUUCACGUGCUAUGAUAGCGGCUGUUUAGAACCGGGGAUGCGAUAAUUUAGGUAUAUUAAGAAAAGAUGUUUUCUGAGUGCCGUAAAACGCUCAUGGAGAUACAGUUGCGUUCUCUAGGCAACGCAAAGCUUAAACCUGUUAGCCGGUCGCUAUUGUAUUCUUCGAGUACCUCCCGUGUACGUAUGGAGCGUGUAGAAGAGCUUCGGGUUACCUGGAAAACCCUAUUUGCCGUUUUUUUACACCGAAGUCGUUGAGUGCCAGAUAUGACCGAUGACCACCACAAAAUAUGGGGACAUUGACAGAAAGGCACUGUUAAGAGUCGAUUUUGUGAUCCCGGGACCAGGAAGCGCUCAUGAACAUGACCGUGUUCAACCAGGAGAAUGUGGAGGAAUAUUACGAAAUCGGAGAUAAGCUCGGAAGUGGCCAAUUUGCUGUGGUUAAAAAAUGUUGGCAGAAGAGCAGUGGUAUGGAAUAUGCGGCCAAAUACAUCAGAAAGUGCCGGAGCAAAUCCAGCCGGCGUGGAGUAACGAGAGAGGACAUCGAAAGAGAAGUUAGCAUCCUGAAGGAGAUUCAGCACCCUAAUGUUAUCACGCUGUAUGAUGUCUUUGAGAACAAGAAUGAAGUUAUUCUCAUCCUGGAACUGGUGGCUGGGGGAGAGCUCUUUGACUUUCUGGCAGAGAAGGAGUCCCUCACAGAGGAGGAGGCCACCGAAUUCCUUAAGCAAAUCCUGGAUGGUGUCUUUUACCUACACUCCAAACAGAUUGCCCACUUUGACUUAAAGCCAGAGAACAUUAUGCUGCUGAACCGGACAGAACCUCACCCACGCAUUAAGCUUAUUGACUUCGGCUUGGCUCACAAGAUCGAUUUUGGCAAUGAUUUUAAAAGCAUAUUUGGAACACCGGAAUUUGUAGCUCCAGAAGUGGUUAAUUAUGAGCCCCUUGGCCUGGAAGCAGAUAUGUGGAGUAUUGGUGUGAUCACAUAUGUGCUUUUGAGUGGUGCCUCUCCUUUUCUGGGGGACAACAAACAGCAGACACUGGCAAAUGUUUCUGCUGUCAGUUAUGAGUUUGUUGAGGAGUUCUUCAGUAACACCAGUAAUCUGGCCAAAGACUUCAUCAAAAGACUUCUAAUAAAAGAUCCCAAAAAAAGAAUGACAAUUCAAGAAAGUUUUCAGCAUCCUUGGAUUAAGCCGAAGGAUACUCAGCAGGCACUUACCAGAAAAGAAUCUGCUGUAAAUAUGGAGAAGUUUAAGAAGUUUGCUGCACGAAGAAAGUGGAAGCAAUCAGUUCGUCUCAUCUCUUUGUGUAAUCGGUUGUCUCGGUCCUUCCUCUCCAGGAGCAACAUAAGUGUUGCACGCAGUGAUGACACCCUGGAUGAGGAAGAUUGCUUUGUGAUGAAAGCAAUCAUUCAUGCCAUCAAUGACGACAAUGUGCCAGGUCUGCAGCACCUCCUUGGAUCACUUACAAGCUAUGAUGUGAAUCAGCCCAACAAGCAUGGGAUACCCCCUCUCCUCAUUGCUGCAGGCUGUGGAAACAUCCAAAUUAUUGAUGUGCUUGUUAAAAAGGGAGCAGAUAUCAACGCCCAUGACAAGUCUGGUGCAAAUGCUGUCUAUUAUGCUUCAAGGCAAGGGCAUGUGGAAACCUUGAAAAUCUUGCAUGAAAAGAACUGUCCUCUGGAUAUUCAAGAUAAGUCUGGAGAAACAGCUCUUCAUGUGGCAGCAAGGUAUGGAAACGUGGAUGUGGUCCAGUACCUCUGCAGCAUACAUGCCAAACCUAAUCUAGCAGACAAGGAAGAAGAGACGCCUCUUCACUGUGCAGCUUGGCAUGGUUACUUCUCUGUGGCUAGAGCUCUGUGUGCCGCUGGUUGUGAUGUCAAUUUGAGGAAUCGAGAGGGGGAGAGCCCACUCUUGACUGCCGCUGCCAGGGGUUUCCAGGACAUUGCGGCAUGUCUGGUGGAGUAUGGCGCUGACUUGAACUCCACCGACAAGGAUGGCCAUACUGCCCUACACCUGGCUGUGCGAAGAUGUCAGGUGGAAGUUAUAAAGUACCUACUUAGACACAGCUGCCAGCUUGACCACCAGGAUCACCAAGGCAACACCCCCCUGCAUAUUGCCUGCAAGGAUGGAAAUCUUCCUGUUUUAUUAUUGCUCUGUGAUGCGAUGGCUAACCUGGAUAUCACUAAUAAAUUUGGGAGAACGGCACUACACUUGGCAGCAAACAAAGGAGCCCUUGAAGUUGUCCGAUACCUUUGUGCUGCUGGUGCUACCAUUGAAAUUGCCACCAAUGAUGGGAAAACAGCCGAAGAUCUGGCUAUAAAUGAACAGCACAAGCAUGUUGCUGUCUUGUUGGGAAAGCUAAGAAAGGACGCCCACAAAGGUAGCUACAUACAGCAACUGAGGGCCACACAGACCACGCAACCAAAGAUAAAGCUAAAACUUUUUGGCCACUCUGGAUCAGGAAAAAGUACACUCUUGGAGUCUCUCAAGUGUGGUAUUCUGAGAAGCUUCUUCAAAAGGAGACGGCCACGGCUGUCCUCUGCCAGCUUAUCUCAUUCACCCUCAUCUCCUGUGUCCUCUAAACCUGCAGCCUCUUUAAGCAUCUCCAACCUUUACCCUGGCUGUGAGAACGUCAGCGUGCGCAGCCGCAGUAUGAUGUUUGAGCCCAGUCUGACAAAGGGAGUGCUGGAGGUCUUCUCCCCCAUGCACACCACCCUCUCUGCAGCCGACCAAGCAACCAAGGCCAUUGAUAUUCAAAACACCAACCUCAGUGGAGUUGGGGACUUCAGCGUUUGGGAGUUCUCUGGCAAUCCGGUAUAUUACUGCUCCUAUGAUUACUUUGCUGCAAACGACAGCACUGCCUUGCACUUGGUUCUCUUUAGCUUGGAGGUGCCAUAUGAGACACAGCUGAACCAGAUCACCUUUUGGCUCAACUUACUCAAGUCCCUCACCAUUCCGGAGGAAUCCAUAGCCUUUGGUGGGAAGAUGAAGAAUCCACUGCAAGUUGUGCUGGUAGCAACUCAUGCAGAUUUUGUGAAUCUGCCCCGGUCUUUUGGAGGGGAAUUUGACUAUGACAAGGAAAGGUGUCUACUUAAGGAAGUCCGAAGCAGAUUUGGCAAUGACCUGCAGAUUUCUGAAAAGGUUUUUGUUGUGGAUGCUGGAGCAUCCAACUCAAAGGACAUGAAGUUGCUUAGAAAUCACCUACAAGACCUUCGAAAUUCCAUUAUUUGUAAAUGUCAACCGGUAACAGUACUAUGUGAGAAGAUUUUAUCUACACUUCCAUCUUGGAGAAAGCUCAAUGGGCCCAACCAGCUAAUGUCGUGGCAGCAGUUUGUGCUAGAUGUUCAGGAGCAGAUCAACCCUCUUGUCAGUGAGGAGGACCUACGAGCUGUAGCCUUGCAAUUGCAUAGUAUGGGAGAGAUAAACAUCAUGCAGAGUGAAACUGUGCAGGAUGUGGUUCUUUUGGAUCCACGCUGGCUGUGCAGCAAUGUUCUGGCAAAGAUCUUAUCCAUUGAGACUCCUAAGGCGAUACAUCACUACAGGGGACGCUUUCGUCUGGAGGAGAUGCAGAGCCUUUUGUCAGAGAGUGAUGCCGAUGAACUGCUUCAGAUUCUCGAUGCCAUGGAUAUAUGCGUUCGUGAUCUUAACUCUGCUAUGGUGGAUAUACCAGCACUCAUCAAAACCAAUGGGCUGCACCGUUCCUGGACAGAAGAAGAUGACGAAGAAGAAGUGUUUAUAUAUGGUGGGGUACGGUUGGUCCCCGCAGAGCACCUUACCCCAUUCCCAUGUGGCAUCUUUCACAAGCUACAGGUCAACCUUUGCCGUUGGAGUUAUCAGCAGAAACCUGAUGGUGAUGACAUUCGUCUAUGGACUAAUGGUGCCAAGAUCUCGCAUGGUGGAGCUGAUGUCAUGGUGCUCUUAGUGAACCAUGGACAAGGAAUCGAGGUGCAAGUGAGGGGGCCGGAUUCUGAGAAGCUCAAGUGUUGUAUGCUAUUGGAUUUGGUCUGCAGUGUCAUAGACAACUUACUGGCUUCCACACUUCCUGGGCUGCUGACUGUGAAGUACUACCUUAGCCCACAACAGCUGAGGGAGCACCAUGGACCCAUCAUGAUCUACCAGCCAAAAGACUUCUUCAGAGCCCAGGCUCAAAAGGAGAUGUCCCUUACUAACACAAUGGGUGGCUACAAGGAAAGCUUUGGAAGCAUCUUGAGCUUUGGUUGCACAGAAGUCUUCCAACAGGGUAGGCUUGGAAUGGACAUCCAUAUAUCAGAUGUCAGUCUGCUAGCCAGGAGAAAACUCUGCAGGCUCCUUGAUCCACCAGAUCCCAUGGGCAAGGAUUGGUGUCUGCUUGCCAUGAACCUGGGCUUGUCGGCUGUAUUGGCCAAAUACAGUAGUAAUAAUGGUACUCAUACGAUAGGUAUGUUUCAGCCAAGUCCCACAGAAUUGCUCCUGCAGGAGUGGAGCAGUCACCCUGACAGCACCAUUGGUAUCUUUAUGGCUAAGCUUCGAGAACUGGGGAGAAGAGACGCUGCUGACUUUCUUUUAAAGUCGUCGCCUGUGUUCAGGGUUAACCCAGAGGUGACUGCUUCAGACAGCUAUGGACCAACAUGCAAUGGUGGAACAUCUUAUAAUUCUAUCAGCUCUGUCAUAUCUAGGUAAAAUGCCAUGAGUUUUUGGAAUUUAAGUGCAAUUUAACUGGUAACCAUUGACCACCUUUAAAUCUAAUUUUGUACAAAAACAACACCCUAUAAUUAAUAGGAAUCUAUUACUUGUAUUGUAGAGUCCUGUGUUGGCCUAUAGUUAAUGAUUUAUCAUUGUUGUUGAUUUGAAUAUUGUAAAUACUAGUCAAUGAUUUAUUAUUCAAGAAUGUGUUUUCAGGCAGUUUAUAUAAUUUCUUUUUUACAUGUUGUCUUGAAAACAAAUCCUUUCUUAAAUCUUCCCUAAUGUUCGGUAAGGCAUCUUUUAUCCAUCAUGAAUUUCUUUAAAUAUUCUGCAGAAAGUAUUUUCUGACAGCUGUAUUAUUUAAAAACUCAAAUGGAAAUUCAAUGCUUGGCAGCUGCUGUGAAUGUGAGUGCCUUUAUGUAUGUACAUAUAUAAAUUACAUUUUUAGAGCAUUAUAUUAAAGCCCUUUAUUUCCCGAAAAAAGCACAGUCCUCCAUCAUUUAAACCAGGCUUUUUCUAGAUGCACAUAUUAAAAGUUAUUAGCUAUGAAGUCCCUUGUCAUUCAAAUACAAUUAAAAUACUGAAUUUGUUUAAAUCCUAACUUUGGAUAUUUGUUUUUAAAAUUUGGGACUUUCAUUUAAGUCUGGGCAGGACGUGGGCAUCCUAAAAUGCAGUCCCAGUGGCAAUUUUUGCCCUGUUGUAGAAAUCAUUGCCUUGUUGGGAAAGGGGGAACUAAGAGGCACAGGGUAAAGGUAAAACAUAAGCAUAAAUCAUAACAAUUCUCUUGGUUAGGGGGCAUAUCAGUAUUUAAAAAAAAAAUCUGUUAAGUGUCCUGAGAUGUAAUUUGUCAAAUCCUUAUUUUUUGUAAAAACCUUUUGUCGUUUCACUUUUGAGGAUCAUAUGAAGAUACAUUCUACAUUCGUUACAUUAUAGCAAUAAAACUGAAUACAUAAAAUUGAUUUAGCAAGAAAGUAAGAACACAUGCAAGUAGUGUUUUUUUUUUUUUUUUUGCUUGUUUAUUACAUAUACUAAGGGAGAAAAUUGCCUUUUGUAAAGUGCUCCAAAAGUCUUAAAGAAUCUUAGAGCUGUAUUCAAGUUUUUUGUACAGAAAUGUCUUUUCACUAGCUUUUUCAGAUUUGUUUGUAAAGCAUGCCCUCUGUGUUCUUAAACCUACCUGGUAAAUUACGUUUUAUAAUGAAUAGUUCGAAAGUUUUUUCUCUCUUUCUGGACAAAGAUAAGUUAUUAUUGCUCAUGUAUGUACGUUUUUGUUAUACUUAUGCACUCAAUUGAAUGUAUUUUCCUAAUUUUUAAGCAUUUUCUGUCAACCAAGGUUGUUGGCAAUAAAGAGAUCAGUCCAUUGCACUUUAGCAAUGGUCUUGUCUCCCCUACCAACUUAGGCAUGAGGUAUACAAAGUGUGCAACCUGUGUAUUUAUUCAUGCAUAAUACAAUUCCAUAAAUUCAAGGGGUUGUUCUUAUGUA